CUCGUAUCAAAUCGAUCUCUCUCUCUCACACUCGCUUGUGAAAUCCCUAAAUCUCCAAAAAAAAAAACCCUCUUCUCUUCUCUGUGUCUGAAGACGAAAUACACAGUUCAGUUAUUUCGAUCUUGAGCAACCGUUAGCAACAGAGAUACAGAGAUUUCUUGUUUCUUUGAAUCUUGAUUCUUGAUUCAAUCCUCCCUAAGUAUAAAAACCUUUUUUCAAAGAGCCAUGACUUCUCUAUCUCAUCCAAAUUUGUUCUUCUUCCAAUUCCCUCUUCGUAACAAACACCUUCCUUUACAAUUCUUCUCCUUUUACGAAGAUCACGAGCACAAGAAUGGAGGAACAACAGACUCCGGUCUAUGUAUGGGGCUUCGGUAGCCACAUCUCGGAAUCGGCCUUGUUCGACUUCUUUGGUAGUGGGCCAACUACAACGUUAGCGUCUGUUACGCUUCACCGAGAUGCCAUGAACAACUCGCUUCGCCGAGCUACUUUGAUGUACGGAGACAUAGACGAAGCUAAAGCUGUAAGUAGAGCUCUGAGUGGACUCCCCCUCGGCCUUGGAGAGAUACACAUGUCAUUAGAGUGUUUUCCCGAGGAGGCAUGUUUCGUCUUCUUCUUUCUUUACCCCUUACCUCUUCUUCUUUGUCUUUACCUUACUACCUCUUCAUUGUUUUCACAGGAAAUCCCUCCGAGAGUAGAGGAGGAACAGACUCCAGUCUAUGUAUGGGGCUUCGGUAGCCACAUCUCGGAAUCGGCCUUGUUCGACUUGUUUGAUAAAGAGCGAAAGACAUCUCUAGCGUCUGUAACGCUUCACCGAGAUGCCAUGAACAACUCGCUUCGACGAGCUACUUUGAUUUACAACAGCAAAGUCGAAGCUGAAGUUGUAAGUGUGGUUUGGAAUCUACAAUCCCUCGAUGUUGGGAAAAUACACACCUCUUUAAAGUCUUUUCCCGAUGAGUCAAUCCCUGCGAGAGUGGUUAGUAAUCAGAUGAUGACGACAAUGACGCCAUUUGGAUUACAAGCUUCUGUGCCACUACAAAGCUACCCCACGUAUCAAUUGUUCCCUGUGCCUUUGCCAAGAAGAGUGUGGGUAGAAAAUAGAAGAGAACAGAUAAGGGAAGGGAUGGACAGGAAAUCCAUUUGUUACGUUAGUAACUUUCUAUAUGAAUUGGAAGAAGCUAGCUUAAGAGACAUCUUCCAACAUUGUGGGGAAGUUCAGUUUUGCAAAAUCAGGAGAGAUCCGUUUACUGGAAGGAGUAGAGGUGAUGGGUUUGUUGAGUUUGUAACUCCUGAAGCCGCCUCUGAAGCAAUCAAGUUGGAUGGGACAUUCCAUCAUGGCAGAACAAUAUAUGUCAGCUAUGCCAAAUCAAAGAAGGUAUCUACUUGAAGAGAGUCUCGUGUCCUGAAGUGUGCUUUAGGUGAGAUGAAAUCAGAGAAGUGACAAGAAUGUUGUGAAAACUUGAGGAUGGAGACGACUUUUAAUUCUCGUUGUAUGUACUAUGUGACUAUUUUUUCUUCUUAAAAACAUGAUGAUGUGUAAUGUCAAAAACAGGAAAUCCCGUUACACCAAGCAGUUUUUGAAAAUGAUGAGAGAAAUAUUAUUGCAAGU
Molecule: messenger RNA, 1606 nt
Organism: Camelina sativa (false flax)
Lineage: Eukaryota; Viridiplantae; Streptophyta; Magnoliopsida; Brassicales; Brassicaceae
Molecular function (GO): RNA binding
Source: RefSeq, a predicted model, not a curated record